GUGAGCUCCAUCAUAUAAAACCAUCACACACCUAAAGCCGUACAUGUACACAACUCAUUGGCAUAGUUAAGCUAACCUUCGAGGUGUGUUGGUGUCCAUGGCCAUGGACGCGAGGAGGAAGAAGAGCAAGAGCGGCGGCGGCGGCGAGGUGCUGCUCGGCAAGUAUGAGCUAGGACGGUUGCUUGGGCGAGGGACGUUCGCCAAGGUGUACCUGGCGCGGUCGGUGGGCGGUGGCGAGGCGGUGGCGGUGAAGGUGAUCGACAAGGCGGAGGUGAUGGGCACGGCGGGCAUGGCGCCGCGGGUGCUCCGGGAGGUGGCGGCCAUGCGCCGGCUGCGGCACCCGCACGUGCUCCGCCUGCAGGAGGUGCUGGCGACGCGCGCGAGGAUCUACCUCGUCAUGGAGCUCGCCACCGGCGGCGACCUGCUGUCCAGGCUCGCCGCGCACCCGCGGCGGCGGCUGCCGGAGAGCGCGGCGAGGAGGGUGUUCAUCCAGCUCGUGGACGCGCUGGCGUACUGCCACGCACGCGGCGUCGCGCACCGCGACGUCAAGCCGCAGAACAUCCUCCUCGACGGCGGCGGAGGCCUCAAGGUCUCCGACUUCGGGCUCUCCGCGCUGCCGGACUCGGUCCGCGACGACGGCCGCCUCCACACCGCGUGCGGCACGCCGGCGUACGCCGCACCCGAGGUGCUCCGCCGCAGGGCCUACGACGGCGCCAAGGCCGACGCGUGGUCCUGCGGCGUCAUCCUCUUCGUCCUCCUCGCCGGACACCUCCCCUUCGACGACUCCAACAUCGCCGACAUGUGCCGGAAGGCGCACCGCCGCGAGUACGAGCUCCCGCAGUGGGUGUCCCAGCCGGCGCGCCGCCUGGUGAGCCGCCUGCUCGACCCGAACCCAGACACCCGCGUCGCCGUCGAGUCCCUCGCCACCCACCACCCGUGGUUCAAGCGCUCCCUCAGCGUCGACUCCCAGCUCGACGGCCUCCUCAACGGCCAGCCGGAGCGCGCGGUGGCGUUCCAGGCGCCGGCGCCGCUCAACGCGUUCGACAUCAUUUCCAUGUCUCCCGGCCUCGACCUGUCCGGGCUGUUCGGCGAGAGCAGGACGAGCAGGGAGAAGCGGUUCAUGACGACGGAGUCGCCGGAGAGGACGCUGGAGCAGCUCGGCCGCGCCGGCGGGAAGCUGGGCUACGUGGUGGUUGGCAAGAAAGGAGUGGAGUUCCUGCCGCUCGGAGGGCUGUCGCCGUCGGGGAUCGCGGCAAUGUCGGUGGAGAUGUCGGAGGUGGCGCCGCCGCUGAUGCUCGUCGAGCUGCGGCUGGAGGUGGCCGCCGGCGACGGAGACGGCGAGGUGCAAGGGUUCGGGUGGGAGCAGCUGAGAGUGGAGCUAGGUGACGUAGUUAGGGCUUGGCAUAGUUGUGAGGAUUUGGGUGAACUCUAGGGCUUUUUUGUAAAUGAUAAGGGACUCUUUUGUCGCAUGGAAAUGUAAUUGUAAUUGUAAUACAUAUAGGGGUGAUUGUUUAAACGAAAAAUAAUCUGUGAAUUUUUAGUAAUUUAAAA
Molecule: messenger RNA, 1551 nt
Organism: Oryza brachyantha (malo sina)
Lineage: Eukaryota; Viridiplantae; Streptophyta; Magnoliopsida; Poales; Poaceae
Product: CBL-interacting protein kinase 4
Exons: 1
Coding region: 98-1432 (444 amino acids)
Biological process (GO): signal transduction; protein phosphorylation
Molecular function (GO): ATP binding; protein kinase activity
Source: RefSeq, a predicted model, not a curated record